Messenger RNA from Pyrgilauda ruficollis (rufous-necked snowfinch), 2340 nucleotides. RefSeq names its product transmembrane protein 132C-like. NCBI's taxonomy places the organism in Eukaryota, Metazoa, Chordata, Aves, Passeriformes, Passeridae. The transcript has 6 exons. Bases 145 to 2148 code for a protein of 667 amino acids. The record is from RefSeq and is a predicted model, not a curated record.
UUUGAGAUCGCCAGCUUCAGCAGCCUGUCGGGCACGCAGCCCAUCAGCUGGCAGGUGGAGUACCCCCACCGUGGCACCUCCGAGCCCGCCCUGGCCGAGAUCUUCAUCUGCCAGAAGGACCUGGUGGGAAUCGUGCCCCUGGCCAUGGACACGGAGAUCCUGAACACGGCCAUCCUGACGGGCAGGACGGUGGCAGUGCCCAUCAAGGUGGUGUCCAUCGAGGAGAACAGUGCUGUGACAGACAUCUCGGAGUCCGUGGAGUGCAAAUCCUCGGGGGAGGACGUCAUUAAAGUUUCCGACAGGUGUGACUAUGUUUUUGUCAACGGCAAGGAGAUGAAGGGCAAGGUGAACGCCCUGGUGAACUUCACCUACCAGUACCUGAGUGCUCCCCUGCACAUGACGGUGUGGGUGCCACGCCUGCCCCUCCAGAUCGACAUUUCUGACACGGAGCUCAGCCAAAUCAAAGGCUGGCGAGUCCCUGUCGUGUCCAACAAAAGGCCCACCAGGGACAGCGAUGACGAGGACGAGGACGAGCGGCGGGGCAGGGGCUGCACCCUGCAGUACCAGCACGCCAUGGUCAGGGUGCUGACACAGUUUGUGGCCGAGGACUCGGGCCCCUGGGGCCAGCUGAGCUACCUGCUGGGCUCGGACUGGCACUUCGACAUCACUGACCUGGUCAGGGACUUCAUGAAGCUGGAGGAUCCGCACGUUGCCAGGCUGCAGGAGGGCAGGAUCCUCAUCGGCCGGGAAGUGGGCAUGACCACCAUGCAGGUUUUGUCUCCUCUGUCUGACUCCAUCCUGGCAGAGAAGACAGUGACUGUGCUGGAUGACAAAGUGACCAUCACAGACCUUGGAGUGCAGCUGGUGUCUGGGCUUUCUCUCUUCCUGCAGCCCAGUGCAGCCACCAGCAGGGCCAUUGUGGCCACGGCCGUUGCCCAAGAGCUGCUCCACACUCCUAAGCAGGAAGCUGUGGUGAGCACCUGGAUCCAGUUCAGUGACAGCUCUGUUACCCCUCUGGACAUCUACGACCCCAAGGACUUCUCUCUGUCGGCCGUGUCGCUGGACGAGGCCGUUGUGUCCGUGCACCAGAGCCCUGCCCUGAAGUGGCCCGUUGUGGCGGCGGAGGGCGAGGGCCAGGGAGCGCUGGUCAAGGUGGACAUGAUGAUCUCCGAGGCCUGCCAGAAGUCCAAGAGGAAGAGCGUGCUGGCCGUGGGGAGCGGCAGCAUCAAGGUGAAGUUCGGGCAGAACGACGCGGACGCGGAGGUGGGCGGCGACUACGACGCGGACGAGAUCGAGAACCGCGCCAGCGACCGGCGCCACAAGGCCGCGGAGCACGACGGGCGCUACUACGGCAGCUCCUCGGCAGAGAGGGACGAGGGGACCCUCAGGAAGGCCAGCACCACCGCCAAGUCCAUCCUCAAAAACAAAGUCGUCAAAAACAACCGCCUGGACGGCGGCAAGCUCUCGGACGACAGCCAGCUGCAGAACAUCCCCAUCGACUUCACCAACUUCCCCGCCCAGGUGGAGCUGCCCAAAGGCGGGGCUGGCAUGGAGGACAGCGACCUGGUGCAGACACCCCGGGGCCUCAGCGACCUGGAGAUCGGCAUGUACGCCCUGCUGGGCGUCUUCUGCCUGGCCAUCCUGGUGUUCCUCAUCAACUGUGCAACAUUUGCACUCAAGUACCGCCACAAGCAGGUGCUGGUGGAAGGACAGACCACCAUGACCCACUCCCACGACUGGGUGUGGCUGGGGAACGAGGCAGAGCUGCUGGAGAACGCGGCAGACGCGUCGCCUCAGCAGGACGAGCACACCACCAUCAUCGACCGGGGCUCGGGCGGCGAGGAGAGCAACCAGCUGCUGAACGGCAGCGCCCAGAAGAACGCUGCGAGCCAGGCGCACAGGGCUGCAGACCCGGGGGGGAGGCUGGGCAAGGAGCACAAGGUGGAGCCUUUGCACUCGCCCACGUCCAAGAGGAAGCGGGUGAAGUUCACCACGUUCACCACCAUCCCGCCCGACGACGGCUGCCCCACCGUCAACUCCAUCCUCAGCAGCAAUGACGAUGACAUUAAGUGGGUGUGCCAGGACAUGGACCUGGGCGACUCCAAAGAGAUCAGAAACUACGUGGGGAAGUUCAAAGACAAAGCGUAGCUCCCUGCUGGGGGUUUUUUUUUGGGGUUUAACCACACCUUGAUGCCUUCAGUUCUACAGUAUAUAUUGGGGCGGGCGAGGGGGAGGGGAAGGGAUCGCCAGGAGAAAUGAUGAGGCAGUUUUUAUAAUCAGGGAAAGAAAUUUGCCAAACUGUCCGUGGUUUGUUUUUGUUUUUGCUUCGUUUUGUUGGGG